AUGGCAGAGCGCAAGCUUAUAGUCUAUGAUGGUCAACCUGAAGAUUUUCAAAUGGCUGUCGCUAAAGUACUCGAUCUGAUCAAAAGCCGUUAUGAAAAACAUGAAAGUCUUCUACAAAAUUGCAAACGCCUGGCUAUAUACUCGCCUGUACUAGCAUUAGAGUCAAGCUUUGGCUACAAACCGAAAGACAUAACUUUCGUGCAACUUUUCAAUCUCACGCUCGAGAAGAAAGAGGAACAGCUUACCUAUGAUCAUCUCUGGAAGGUAUCUGAUGGAUAUGCUCUUGUGCAUGAUUAUAUCGCGCUCAUUGUCAAGCCUGGAAGAGAGCUUGCUAAUUACCGGACCAUCAAUUUGUUGGAUGAUGGCCUACAUAAUUCCGGUAAACGUUGUCUGCAAUAUAAGUUGACCUCGAAUGUGGCAAUUUGCAAUCAGGAAUUAUCACCACCCAAAAAUAACCAAGUAGAAAUUGACACAUUUUCUGAUUCUUCGUUGUCCUCUUCGUUGCCCAAUACCCUCGACUUUGAAAUUGGCAAUGAAAAAAUCCCAGUUGAUAAUUGCAAGCUAUCUUCAGAUUGGUUAAUUGAUUUCGACAAUCCGCCUCUUCAUAUACCUGCUCUAGAAGCUAAAAAACGUAGUGGUAAAGCCGCAGCAGAUUCGACUACUAUGAAAUGGAAAUCUGCCAGAGUCAUCGAAAGCAGAGAGGAAGCUAUUCAAACUCGCGAAGCUAACCUCGAUAAAAUCGAACGAGAUAUCACCGCACGUGUCGUAGAACUAGAAGCUCGAGAGUCCGCCAUCGAUUUCCAUGAGCAAGAAUUCAAUACACGCCUUUCAGCAGUUAUGACGAGGGAGAAUGAGGCGGAGAUUCGUGAACGUGAAUUACUCCCUAGCUGGACCCAAUAUAGCAAACUCUACUCGGAAACACAAAAAUUCAAAAUCGACCUCAAGGAUAGAGAAUUUGACCUGAAUCAGCGAGAAUUUAGCGUUGAACAGGGGGAAGCUGCUAAUGCAGAACUCGAGGAAAUUACAAGAGCAAAAAUCACUGCAGAACUGAAGUGUCGAAUUAUGGAUGCCGAAUCAAUUGAAGAGUCCAUUGUAAUUCGCAAUGUAGCACUGAAAGAAUGCGAAGAAAGACUCAAUGAGCGUGAACAACUUGCUGUGGUUGACAGGAAGGCAUUGGAAGUGGAGUAUGCAAGAGUCGCGAGUCGUAUGGAUGAGAUCAAGAUACAUACAGAUAUUGUCAAGGUUGCUGAAACUUCGUUUAGAUCUCGCGAAGAAGCUCACAAGAAGAUUAGAGACGAGUUCAAAGCUAGAGAAUCUCUGAUCGGAGAAAGAGAAGCUGCUUUACAACUCAAGGAAGAUGAUGCUAUGGAAAAUUAUUUUGCAUUUUUCAAAAACCCCACAGGUCCCCUUUACACGGCUCUAGGGCUUGUCGAACAAAAGCAAGAAAAGCACAAUUCGGAAAUGGUGGCCCGCGAAUUAGCAGUUCUGGAGCGUGAGCAAAAAGUUGCAGCUUCAGAGGCAGCUUUAAAGUUGGAGCGAGAGAUGAUUCGGAUUCGACUCAGAGAAAACGAGGAGAUGAAGCAGCUUGCAGAUGCAACAGAGCUUGCAGACAUGAAGAACGGUAAAAUUGAAGGCCAGGUCGAGACAAAGAACCAAGAAAUUGCAGAGGGUGUUGCGGAAAAGAAAAGGUCACCGAAGGCAAAGAAGUAG
Molecule: messenger RNA, 1710 nt
Organism: Botrytis deweyae
Lineage: Eukaryota; Fungi; Ascomycota; Leotiomycetes; Helotiales; Sclerotiniaceae
Exons: 2
Coding region: 1-1710 (569 amino acids)
Source: RefSeq, a predicted model, not a curated record